This is a messenger RNA of Symbiodinium necroappetens, 6585 nucleotides long. Lineage: Eukaryota; Dinophyceae; Suessiales; Symbiodiniaceae. The record is from the annotation of a GenBank genome assembly.
AUGGAUUCUCUAGCAUUGCGUAAGAGAUCAGGAAAAGGGGUUGGUGACGGAAAAACGAAAGAUUCUGGAGAUGCGGUUGCUACAUCGUCAGAACCUGGUGGCAGAGAGGUAGACACUGGAGCUCAGGGCACACAGGUGCCGGCUCUGGAUGAUGCUGCUGAAGCAACCACUGGGAGCGGGGCGAUGGGCACUGAAUCUGCUGUCAAUCCGUUCUGGUCUCAGAGGGCCCAAGAGGAAACCCAGCUGCGGAGGAUGAGGCCGGAUUUCCUGGGCGAGGCUGAGAUCAGCGAUCAUCAGCCUGAACCGUCGACGCCAUCGACUGAACUGCGGAGGCCUGAAGAGACGGCGAUGGAGCCGACAGGUGCAGUUCGAACCACGGUGUCCCAACCAGCGCGAUCUGAGACUCCUGCGAGUGAGCCCUCGGGUUUGUCGCUGGGAGAGAGACAGGUCCUUCGAGAGAUGAAGCAGAUUCUUGAGAGCGUUGUUCAGCGGAAUGAGGAACGGACCUCCCAGAAUGAAGUUCUUCGUCAGCGGCUGGAGAAGCUCGAGGACGACAAGGUGGGAAGUCAGGAUGCUUGGAGGUCCGCUGCGUCCGGCGGAGUGCCUGAGGGUUUUGAGGCCACUGUAGGAGAGGGUGAACAAGUUCAGGGCUGGGGUGAGGGUGAACUAGGUAGGUUCAUCCCUCCCCAUCCGAAUGCUGAGCACCCCACUUCGAGAUCUGAUCCUAUGCCUAACCCUGGAGCCUUACAAGUCUCAUCUGUGGAGUACCAAAGGGUGUUUGAGAAGGGAUACAAUGCUGCUAAGGAGGCUUUGGAGAUUGAAAGGAACUGGGACCUUGCGAUGUCCCCUCCUUCGGUGCGAGAUCUUCAGGGUGGUAGUGGUUUUGAUCACGUAGGUUGUGCAUCAGAGGGGAAUGGGGAUCCUUGGAAGGGAUGGGAUUGGACGGAUUUGGGUGGCCAUACGGGCGGCCGGGAUCCUUUUGCUCCUGGAGAUAAGACGUUUUGGACCUUGCCCGCUUUGGGUGACCCAGAUCUGCCUUCUGCAGCUACCCGUGCUGCUGAUUGGCUGGCCCAAAUUAGGCCUCUCCUCUACGACCUGUCGGAACUUUCACAGGUCUGGUGGCAGCGUGUGGAGUGGGAGGCCCAGGUUUUGUACGAUCGCUGGUUCCAGGCUACUGCCAUCGAAAAGGGGGCUAUAACUUCGCAGUUGAGCCCAGAGCUGUCCCACAUGAGAUUCCGUCGUCUGGAAAGUCGUGCUUAUGGCAUGCUCCAAGCGGCUGUGCCAGCGGUCAUACGGGACGAGCUUCUUGCUUCACGCUCGCUGCGUUGCGUGGGAUUGUUGUUUCAGGUUCUGAAGCUUUACGGUCCAGGAGGGCUUCAGGAACGGGCGCAGGUUCUGGGGGAGCUGACUAGUUUGGGGACGGCCAAAACUGCGGGGGAGGCGGUACAAGCGCUUAGAACUUGGAGUCGGUGCUACGCUCGCGCGCGCACCAUGUCAGUGGUUGUGCCAGACCCGGCACUCAUCCUCCGUGGAGUCGACACUCUGGGAGAGCAGCUUCUUCGAAAGCCUGUGCAUGCUCAAGUGGCAUUUCGCAUUUCCACGGCCCGCAAUCUUCUCCGAUUGGAUCACAACCCAACGAUGUCGUCGGUAGUGGAGUUCAUGCGCAUUCUUCAAAGUGAGUGGGAGCAGGUGGCUGUAUCGGGAGCUGAGCCCACUCAAGGGGGUGGGACAGAUGGCAAGGGGAACAAGGGGAAGGGAAAAACUCAGGACGCCUCGGCGGAGAGUACUGGUAAGGGUGCUUCCUCUAGGACUCAGGCCGAAAGUCAGAGUGCAACUAAGGGCAGUUCCACGUUGGGUGGUCCUUCAGCCAAGGCAGCUUCGGCUCAGCCUGGGAGUGGAGUUCCAGAGGAGGAUGAGAGCGAUCAGAGGGAUCACUGUCUGGAGAUUCAAGCCAGAGAUGAGGGCACUGAGGAUGUGAAAUCUGCAUGGGGUUCGGAGAAGAAGCUCAUGAAGUGGCUGAGGGAGUUCGCGCGCAAGCGUGUUCAUGAGUCUCAACCGGAGAGGGCGCAAGGCUCUGGCCAGGAUGAGGUCCCGUCGGUGUGGGCCUGGCCUGAGAUCAGGGACCGCUUGGCCAUGAGGGGCGGCAGCCCACGGGAGUCCUCACUAAUUCUUGGAACCUCGGAUCUGGAGCGACGUGAGGUUGAGGGGGAAGAACGAGUAGCGUUGCAAGCACUGACACGUGAGGAAGAGGAGUUCCGGAAGCACUGCGACGAGGGAGAGAGAAAGGAAGAGGGAGACGAAGAUGACGGUGGAGGCAUCGGCGCCAUCGAAAAUCCUGAACCAUUGAUCCUGGAGGACCCAACCCCUGAGGGAGAAGAAGAGGAAGAGAGAAUGACCCCAGAGGAGUUUGCCAACCUUCAGAAAGAGCAAGAAGAGGAGUGGAGAGCUAUAGCCGAGGGUUUGCAGAAACCGGUGAAGCUUCACAACCUGCUGUUCACUGAGCCUUUAGCCUCCAAGCGCGGUGCUGAGGUGCUCAGGGCCGUGCAACGUAUCCAUGCGCGGAUCUCCCUUCUUAAUCUCGCGGUGCGGCGUGUUCACUCUGACGGGGGGCGGGAGUUCGCGAACGCGGCUUUUCGGGGGUGGUGUGCUUCGCGGGAUAUACAUCCUACGUAUAGUCCGCCGUCUGAUCCGAAGGCUAAUGGGCGAAUUGAAGGCACGGUGGGUCAGGUGAAGGCUGGGAUUCGGGCUCUUUUGCGAGCGCAACCAGGGAUUGGUCGGGAGCAUUGGCCUUCUGCUUUGCGGCAGUACACGGCACAACGGUUCUGGAUGAGUAUGCAAACGUUGGGAGGUCCGGGUCCCAAGCGCAAGCUCCCUCCAUUUGGUGCCAGCGUUGUUGUUCAAAGCAGAAACUGGUCACGGAAGACACCUUAUGCCCCACGGGCCAUCCGCGGAGAAGUCCUUUGCCCGGCGGCAAACAUUUCGGGAUGUACCGUGAUCAAGCUGCCGCCCCUUCCGGGUCAAGCGGGCUGUAGGUUUCAUGUGGCGCCGGUCGUGUACGAGGGCGUUAAGGAUCCUCCCGACUUUGAGGCUGCGGAGGGUCAACCUGUCUCUCCACCUCGUCGUCGCGUCGUUGGGAAGCGUCCUGUGGAGGCCCGUGUCUCAGUCGACACGGGGGGGGAGUCGGAGUUACAAAAGGGUUUUGGGGCCGUUGAUGAUCAUGAUGCUGUGCAAUCGAACUCUGAAUGGCUGGUGCAUCAAGUGCCUCGAGAGAAGGAAGAGAAUGAGAGCAGUGAGGGAGAAAGAGACCCGUCGGUUUUCAACAUGUGGUCUGAAGCGCAGCGCAAACUCUCUGUCGAGGAAAGUGAAACUCGAGCUGAGGCUUUCUUGAAAUCGGAUCAGCGGAUUGAUCGCGAGGAAGGAGGUCCUGGUAGCUGGGCUUCAGUUCGCGUCACCAGUGGUUUCGCAUCGGAGAUACAUCGAGACAACAAUGAGAAAGGGUCUUUCAAUCUGUUGAUUCCGGUUAGUAGGUUCGUGAAGUUCGGGGUGAAAAGGUUGUUGGGAGGCUGGUUGGGGGAGGCUCAAACUUGGACGGGCCUCUACGCAGACCACGAUCCAGAUGACCCUGGAUCGGGGGGAGUCGGAAGGAAAGACGAAAAAGCCCUUGAUCCUGAGACCCAAGCUUGGCAGGCCGAACCGGCGCAGGUGUUGCAAACUGUGGCAGUGUCUCAUGCCGAAGUCCUCAAGCAUGUUGAAGAGUGGAGGGGUCCAGCCUGUGAAGAGCUGGGCAGCAUCUUUGAUAUCCAUCGCACGCUUCGGAAAAUUACCAACGAGGAUGUCACGGCCUUCAAGGAAGCUGGCGAUGUGAUCGAGUAUCUUCCUGCAAAGGCCCUCUUCCAAAUCAAGGCGGGUGCUGGCCGUAAAAAGGUUAGAGUAGUAGCCUGCGGCAACUUCGCUGAAGAUGCCGGCAGCAAGUCGAAGGAGAAGCGGUUCCAGAACUAUGCGGGUGGUGCCGAUACCUUGGGUCUGAGGUGCCACAUGAAGUUUGCGGGGGCACGAGCCACUACACAUGGAUGGGUGACGAGUGGAGGGGACAUUCGAACAGCAUUUCUGCUCGCGCCGCUGGUGCAACCUGGCCAUCGGAAGAUCUUGAGGCCGCCCCAUACCCUGGUGAAGGCCGGGAUCGUUGAUCCCAACGAGCUUUGGCUCGUUACUGGUGCUAUCUACGGGCUCCAGGAGAGCCCGGCGGCUUGGGCGACGCAUCGAGAUUCUGUCAUUCCCACAAUUGAGAUUCGGCUGAAAGGGCAGUCCAUGUAUCUCCAAAGGUCACAGGCGGAUGCCAACAUGUGGAUGCUGAGAUGUCCACAGACACAGGAGCUUCUUGCUCUGCUGUCUGUGUACGUCGACGAUCUCUUGCUGUCGGCAGAUGCUGAGGUGUCCGCUGCAGUGUGGGAGGCUAUCCAGAGCACUUGGAAAAUCAGCACGCCUGUGUAUGCCACGGCGAAGGAUGGACUGAAGUUCUGCGGCUUCGAGCUGCAUCAGGAUGACACAGGUUUGCGUGUGUCACAACAGUCAUACAUACGCUCCCUCCUGGACAAGUACCCCAACAUCCAAGGCGAGGUGAGCGUGCCCUACGCGAAGGAGUUUGAGAACCAGGAGAUCAAGCCGACCGCCAGCAUUGAGAGGAUUCGCUAUGCACAAGCCCUAGUAGGAGAAAUCCUCUGGGUUGCCACUCGCUCACGACCCGACCUCAGCUUUGCUGUGUCCAGGAUCGGUCAGCUCAUUACCAAGGAUACGGAACAGGCGAUCCAGCGAGCGGAAGACGCUGUCAGAUACCUGCGACACAGCAUCCAUUAUGAGCUGCGCUAUGGCAGCCCUGGAGAUGGACGUGGACCAGGGGAUCUACUACCAGUAGAUCGUGGCGACAACCUGGUAGAAGUCUUUGCUGACGCUUCCUUCUGUCCUGGUACCGACAAAUCGCAGACUGGGCUGGUGAUCCUCUGGGGAAAUUCACCCAUCGCAUGGCUUAGCUUGCGGCAGCCUUGUGCCAGUCUUUCGACUGCAGAGGCCGAACUACAAGCCAGCCUGGACGGAAUGACGUUAGCAUAUGGACUGCUGCCGUUGCUCAAGGAGCUUUCUGGUGAGGAUCAAAAGGCCUUGCUCUACAACGACAAUCAGGGAGCAUGUACGGUGAUGAACAUGCCGCAAGGCACCUGGAGGACCCGUCACCUUCGAUUGAAGGCUGCUUGGUUCUUUGAACAACUUGAACAUGCCAAGUUUCGUGUCUAUCAUGUCCCUGGACAGUUCAUGCUUGGAGACCUGUGCACCAAACCGCUACAAGGUGUUCGGGUGCGCGAUCUCUUGCACCUGAUGCAGAUGAGAAUCGAGCCAUCAGGUCCUGAUGGGGGGGAGUCCGAUGAUAAGCGAAAGGCUCUGAUCUCUCCAGUGUCCGGUCCUAGCACUGGGACCGGGGGAGUUGUGUCCGGGGGAGCCGUGAAAGCUUUGAGGAUGUUGUCGGUUGCAUCGUUGUUGCGUGAGGCUACGUCGAAGCUUGUGAGAGUGCAAGUUGAACUUGACGACUACUCCGAGGACACGAGUGUUGUUGAGACGUUGAAGCUUGUGGCGUGCUUGGUUGCAGUCUUCGGUGCCCUUGCUUUGCUUGCGUGGAGUUGUAAGCGUGACCGUGAGGAGGAAGCCCCGAGGAUUCGAGCCAUGAGGGGAGUUGAUGAGGACACUAUGAGUGAGUGGUCCAUGAUUGACACUCGGAGUGAGCUCCGGGCUGAACAAGGCUUCGGGGAGACGGUUGGGGAAGAGGCGGGUGGUUUGAGGCAUAGGAGGUCUGGAGAACGUAACUAUGGGUGCGGUUCCAGGUCGUUGGCUGUCCCGGCCUCUCAGAUCCCUAAGGGUCCCGAAGUAAACCCUGACGACGACGUGAGUAACUACGGUUGCGGUUCCAGGUCCUUGGCUGCCUCAGCCUCUGAUGACCCUAAGGGUGCCCUAACCCCGGACGACAUUGGCGCAGAAGCUGGCGCUCCAACACCUCCUGAUCCGCAUGACCCUGGAGAAGAGUCCGAGAACCACGAGGCUCUGCCUACUGCUGCUGACUUGCCUGACGAAGUCUGUGACAGCAAGACGCCGUUCGAGGCUGCAAAUGUUCAACAUCAAAAUGAGCGAGAGCGUGUGGUGGUAUAUCCGGGAUGGACGCUGAGGGUGCCGCCUCGCUUCGUGUGGCAGGAUCAAAUUCCGGAGUGGGGAGGACCAGAAGGUCUUUUUCACCAAAACAUCCCUGCGACUGUGAGGAACGACAUGUGGUACCUGGACCAUCGACGCUCGGUCUUGGUGCGUUUCCAUGCAAGACCUCGGAGGAAGAUGUAUGUGCCGAGUGCGACUGGGAUCCCUACGACUCUUCAGUGGCAAUCCCUUACGGGAAGGAGGAGAACCUUGGCGAAGUUCGCUACGUCAACUGCCCGAGAAAGCAUUGAGGACGACUUCACUGAUCUUCGUCCUCUUCCUGCCCGCUAUCUGAAGGAUUCCUGGACUGGACGCACCGAGUUUGAGAUCUCAGUUCAAGCAGCUCGUGUGAGCUGA